Saccharomyces eubayanus is the source of this 858-nucleotide messenger RNA. RefSeq names its product Plp2p (gene PLP2). Gene Ontology annotation, biological process: protein folding. The transcript has a single exon. The record is from RefSeq and is a predicted model, not a curated record. Gene Ontology annotation, cellular component: cytoplasm. The coding region runs from base 1 to 858 and encodes 285 amino acids. Lineage: Eukaryota; Fungi; Ascomycota; Saccharomycetes; Saccharomycetales; Saccharomycetaceae.
AUGCAAAACGAGCCAAUGUUUCAGGUCCAGGUGGACGAAUCUGAAGAUAGCGAAUGGAAUGAUAUCUUAAGAGCCAAAGGUGUGAUACCUGAGCGUGCACCCUCACCCACAGCAGAACUCGAAGAAGCAUUAGAAGAAGCACUUGCUAAACAACAUGAAAACAGAUUGGAGGACAAAGACCUAUCUGACUUGGAAGAACUAGAAGAUGAUGAAGAUGAGGAUUUUUUAGCAGCAUAUAAGAUGAAAAGAUUAAAUGAAAUUCGUAAACUACAAGAACGUUCCAAAUUUGGUGAAGUUUUCCACAUUAAUAAGCCUGAAUACAACAAAGAGGUUACAUUGGCUAGUCAGGGAAAAACACACGAAGGCCCAAAAAGCGACGAUAAUGGCGAAGAAAAUAAUAACGGUGUCUACGUGUUCGUUCAUCUAUCAUUGCAAAGUCAGCUACAGAGUAGAAUCCUUUCCCACCUUUUACAAUCAGCAGCAUCCAAAUUCAAAGACAUAAAGUUUGUAGAAAUACCUGCCAACAGAGCAAUCGAAAACUACCCAGAAUCCAAUUGUCCGACUUUGAUUGUGUAUUACCGAGGUGAAGUUGUUAAAAACAUGAUAACUUUAUUAGAGUUGGGAGGUAAUAAUUCCAAAAUGAAGGAUUUUGAAGAUUUUAUGGUAAAGGUCGGUGCCGUAUCAGAGAGAGACAACAGACUAAUUAUAAAUCAAGAUGAUGAAGAAUCAAGAGAAGAAAGACAAUUACAUUUCGCUAACAAGAAAUCGAUCAGAUCAGGCAUAAGAGGGAAAUUUGAUGUCGGCAUAGGUAAUGACGGUGGUAAUAUCAACGAUGAUGAUGACGGGUUUUUUGACUAA